Molecule: messenger RNA, 995 nt
Organism: Acanthoscelides obtectus
Lineage: Eukaryota; Metazoa; Arthropoda; Insecta; Coleoptera; Chrysomelidae
Source: the annotation of a GenBank genome assembly
AUCAAAAUCGCGUCAUUGUCAUCGCGACACCGUCGAUUUUCCAUUUACAUCAACAUCAUUUUCCGGUCUGAAUAUAAAUGCGUCACAUCGCGUCGCCGCUGCUAUACUCAGCACGCCUUUUAUUGUGUGUCCCAUAUUGCUGCAAUUCGUGGCCAUACUCAAUUAAACCACUUAAAACCAGCGACCAUUCACGCCCAUCAAGCAUCUUCAUUGAUGACUAAACCCUUAAAACUGUUGCACAUCGCGACAAACAGCAUCUAGCGUGCGUCGAGCAACGCGUCGUUUGUUCUUAUCAAUAGACCAAGUAUAUUCUUGAUGUUUACUCGCAGACAGAGACAUUAAAAUAAACUUUAUCGGCUUUAGAGAGGAUGUGACCGCCCGGAUGAGCGACAUUUAGUCGGUAGUUGUGGGUGAAAAUGUGCGAAGAACCGGAGGAAAUCGACGAAGUUAGUGUGAGCGUCAUGUGCUGGCUGAGGGAGCUCAGGUAUCAUUUGGAGUACUAUGAGCCAUACAGCGAUAAGGUGCUUAUCGUAUCGGAGAACGAUCUCAGGAGGUACCCGUACUACCCGUACUGCCAUGACAUGGACGAGGAGUCAGAUGUUACUGCCACAGAGGAAAGUACCAUAGAAGAAGAUGAACCACUCGCUGAGGAGGAAGAGCUAAGUUAUGCGGAGAUGUGUCGAUGCAGUGCGCAAUUUGAGGAGAGCGUUGAUGAGUUACGGGUACCACCUUUGGAUCUGGUGCAAAUUGAGUUUGAGGUACCGGAAGACGUGUUGCUGUGGCAGACGGAAUUGAGUGGGUACUGCUGUGAGGAGGAUCAAGUCAUUUUGGAGUGUAGGCAUUCUGGAUGAGGAAAAUAUCUGCGGCUAUCUUUGACAGGCAAGAUGAUUGUAUAUACUACAACCAGGAGGCUCCAUCUUUACAUAUAUGUAAAUGUGAAUUACAUAUUAAUAUUGAACUGUUAAGUAUUAUCACAAAUGUAUAAAAUCCAUAAA